This is a messenger RNA of Plasmodium adleri (nom. inval.), 6615 nucleotides long. Its product is annotated as conserved Plasmodium protein, unknown function. Gene Ontology annotation, molecular function: protein binding. Lineage: Eukaryota; Apicomplexa; Aconoidasida; Haemosporida; Plasmodiidae. The transcript has a single exon. The record is from RefSeq and is a predicted model, not a curated record. The coding region runs from base 1 to 6615 and encodes 2204 amino acids.
AUGAUUAAAAAUGUUUUUUAUUUGAAUUUUAUAUUUUCUUUUUUUCUAUUAAUAAUUAAAUGCGAUGACAGUGUAUCCAAUGAAAGGAAAGAAAUAUAUUUUGAUGAAGAUGAGAAUUUAAAAAUAUCUUCUUUUUAUGAUCCUUCUACAAAUAUAAAUUUGGAUAUAGGUGAGAAUGAUGAGUUGACAUAUGUCUCUGAGGAGGUAGAUGAAAAGAAUAAAAAUAAGAAAGAAUAUAAAAAUGGGGAUAGUAAAAAUAAAGAAAAGGACGAAAAAAAGAAAGGUAUAUAUAAUAAGGAUAAUGGAAAGAAUGAGAACAAUAUAUAUAAUAAUGACAAUACAAAAAAGAAUGAAGAUAUUAAUUAUAAUGUUGUUUUAAAAGAUGAUAAUAGAAGUGAGGGAGUUAUUAUGAUGGAAGAAAAAAGAAGGAAUAAUAAAGGAAGAGGAACAUAUAAAGAAGAAAAGAAGAAUAAAAUGAAUGGUUAUGAUGAUAGUCAUAGUAAUCAUCAUAGUAAUCAUCAUAAGAAUCAUCAUAGUAAUAUCCAUGAUAGUAGCUUUAUUGUUGAAUACAAUAAAAUGAUUGAUAAUUAUGAAAAUAUUUUAGAUGAGAUUAUAUUAAAAAGUCUGAAUAGAAAUAAUUAUAAUUAUUUUAAUAUGCUUGAUGAAUAUUCUCUUAAAAUCCGAAUGAAUAAAGAAAUGUAUGAUAUGUUAAAUUAUUUGAUUAAACUUAUGAAUAAUAAAAAUAGUAUGAAGAAUUUUUUAUCCUUUUCAAAUAAUGAAAAGAUGAAAAUAAUAAAACAUGAAAUGAAUGAGAAAAUAUAUAUAAGACAUUUUAUUGUAUCUUUAUUUAGAUGGUAUAAUAAUUUUAAAUUAAAUGAAACAUGUUUUGAUAAGAAUAAUUUUAUUUAUUAUAUUGAUGAAAAUAAAAUAUAUUCUUAUAAAUAUAAUUAUAAGCUUAUGUUGAAUUUAUUUAGUUCUGAGAAUUUUUUAUAUUAUAUAAAUUUAAGUAAGAUAUCUUUAUUAGAAAUUAUUGAUAACUACAAUAAAUAUAGUUUUAUAAUUAAUAAUAUAAAAAGACAUUAUCCUAAUAAUAUGUAUCUAUGCCAAUCAUUUUAUGAUUUCAUUUAUUCUUAUUUCUUAAGUUAUAAUCAUCAUUUUUUUGAUAAACAUAAAUAUCUAAUAAAUAUGGAUAUAUGGAAUAAUUCAAUAAAAAGAAAAAGCAAAAAUGGAAAUCAUAAUUUAUAUAAAAAAUUAAAAAAACUAAAUGAAAAUUUAAUAUUAUAUAAUUAUAUAAAAAAUGAUGAUUCAGAAAUUAAACAUUAUGUUAAAUUAGAAAUGCAUAUGAUAUUUUUGAAUUUUACAAAUUUAUUAAUAGAUUUAUUGAAUAAAAUAUAUAAUAUAGAUUAUCAUGCUAAUAUAAAACAUGAAACUGUUAAUCUCCACAGAGGAAUUCCAAAUAAUUCUGCAAAAAUAAAUAACAAUAUUGUUCACACAUCUUUGGGAGAUGCUACGGAUUUAAAAUCAAAGGAUUCUAACUUAUUAUUCUUAAAUGAAAAUAAUAAGGAAGCAAAAAUUUCAGAUGAUAAUAAUAAUAAUAAGUCCAUGGAACAUUAUGAAACUAAUAAAAGAGAUGAUAUGAUAUAUAAUAAUGUAUAUAAUGGUGACCUUAAAAAGAGUGAGGAUUUAUUAAAAAACCCUAUUGAUGGUAUAGAUGAAUCAUCUGUUAAUACAAAUAAUAAUAAUAAAAAUGAUACAAAAGAAUCUGAGAGUGAUGUAUGGAAUUUACUAAUGGAUUCAUAUAAGAAAUUAGAGAAUGAUGAAAAUUUUAAAAAAUAUAAUAAAUAUAUAUUAAAAAAUUUAGAUAAGUUUCUGAAUAUGUCUUCUGAAAAGAUAGAAGAUAUGAAUAGUUAUAAAAAUAAAUAUGAAUUAAAAGAAGGCAUAAUAUAUAAUAAGGUUGAUGAUAAAUAUAUUCCUUUAAUAUUUAAUCCUACGAAAGAUGUGUUUACAUCUAUUAAUCAAAUUAAUAUUAAAGGUAAGAUCAACUUUUUUAAUAUAUAUGAAUAUUUAAUAACUAUUACAAAAUAUAAAGAAAAUAAAAAUUUCUAUGAUGAUUUUUUAAAGUGUAGAAGAGAAACGUUUUUUACAGAUCAACAUUUGAUAAAGAAUUAUGUUAUGAAUAAACAGGAAGAGUUAAAAAAUAAUAUUAGAAAUUUGAUUCGUAUGAAUGAAGUAUCAAAUGAAGCAAAUAAGAAGAAUCAUAUUGAUAUGAUAUAUAAAAAAUAUGGAUCAUACGAAUAUGAUAAUAAUAUAUCAAAUGGUUACAAUAAUAAUAUGUCAAAUGGAUAUUAUCAUAAUAUAUACAAUAUAUAUGAUAAGAAGACAUCUAAUUUUAUGUAUAAUGAUAAUGUAAAAAAUUAUCAUGACACGAAUGGAAGAAUGAAAAUCUAUGAUUAUUAUAAUAAUAUAAAUUUAAAUAUCUUUACUCCAGCUGCUAUAAAUAUGAAAGAUAAAAUAUAUGAUCAAUUAAAAUUAUUAAGAAAUAAUUUUGUUGAGAAAUUAAAAAAUGAAUCUAUUUGUGUUUUAUCAUUUUUAUAUUUAAUAGGUAUAAAUGAUGAUAAUGGAAGAUUACAUUUUCCAUAUGGAUUUCCAAGAAAUAUUGAUUAUUCAGUUAAGCUUAUAAGAGAAGGAAAAGAUGGAUUAUGUAAUUUUUUGAGUGGUGUUUUAUAUCAUAUAAAUUUGCCUAUAUUUGUAAAUAAUUCUUCUAUAUCUAUAAGUACAGAGAUGAAUGAUGAUAUUUUUGAAAUAAAUGAUAAUUCUAUAAAUAGUUUUUUUUAUAUAUAUUAUAAAAAUAAUGAAAAUAUAAGAAAUCAUGACUUUUUAUCUGAUGAAAAUAGAAUAAUACCAAGGAAAGAUGAUAAUAUAAAAUCUAAAAUUAUAUCAUAUUCUUUAGGUUCAACAAAAGAUGAUUUUUUUAGUAAGUUAGCUUUUACAAAUAAUGUUAUUAGAUUAAAAUAUAAGAAUAAAACAAAUAACACAUAUUUAAAAGACUAUUUUGAUUUUACUUUUGAUAAAAUAAAUUAUAAAAAUUCUGUAAUAAAAAAUAAUGUAUCUCCUUUUUUAACUACAUGUGAUUAUUUAUUGAGUAAUAUAUUAGGAGCUGUGGUUGAUUCUUUGAGAAAUUCCUCUACUCUUGAAAGUGGUGUAUAUGAGGAAAAUAUUAAUGAUAAGAAUAAAAAUAUAAUUCAAAAUAGUGUAGUACAAAAUAAAAAUUUAUUUGAAUAUUUUGUAAAGCUAGCUGAUAAUCGAAAUUCUUAUGCUUUAGCAGCAUUAGGUGAAAUAUAUUAUUUAGGAAAUGAAAGUAUAGGCAUUGAAAGAGAUGAAAUGAAAGCAUUUGAAUUCUGGAAGAAGGCCGCAGAUCAAGGUGAUACAACAUCAGCAUUGUCUACAGGUUAUGCAUAUUUAGAUGAGUAUAAAAAGUUUUUAAAAAAAGAAGAACUUCUUAAAAAUAUGGAUAGAGAGGAUAUAUUAACAAUGAUACAUAUGGAAAAUUCAAACAAGGACAAAAAAAAUGUAACUCUAGAAAUGUUACAAGAAUCUAGUGAGAAAAAGAAGAACAAGAAGAAAAAGGAAAAGACACACGAUGGAGUUGGAAAUACUCAUGGUGAUAUAAAUGCAGAAAGAUAUGAUAAUAUUGAUGAAUCGAAAGGAAGCAAUGGAUCUUUUGAUGGGUUUUCUAUGCCAUCAUCUGGUGGAUUAAACAACCUUAAUGGUAGAAAUAAUACAAAUAUAUCAAAUAUGUCAAAUAUAUCAAAUAUGUCAAAUAUAUCAAAUAUAUCAAAUAUGUCAAAUAUAUCAAAUAUAUCAGAUAAUGUUAAUAUAUCAAAUAAUGCUAAUAUAUCAAAUAAUACAAAUAUACCAAAUAAUAUUAACACUCAAGCAAAUAUUAAUUCACAAAACAAUAUUAAUAAUGUAAACUUUUUUGAAGACAAUGCAUACAAUCAACAACCUUCUUAUGGAGAAUGGACGAGUCCUAGCGACGACCUUUUUAAUAAUUCCUUUUCUUCGUCUCUUCAUAAUUCCUUUCUCUUUGAUAUACCUGAAGGAUCUGAGUAUGAAGAUGCGACAGAGAAUAUAUUGGAUGAUCACAUGAAUUUUUUUAAUAUGAACAAUAAAAAACAUGAAGAACAAGGAGGACAUAAUAAUAACAGUAGUGGUGUGUGGAAUGAGGAGAAUGAGGAAAUAAUAAAAAAGUAUAUGAAAGAUUUAAAUGAGGAUAUGAAUAAAUCUUUAAAGAAUGCAGAAGAAUAUUUUCAUAAAGCAAUAAGAAAUAAUGAUGAUAAUUUAGAAAAUAUAUUAGCAAAAUAUAAUAUAUAUAAAUAUGGAUUAGGUACAGAAAAGAAUAUAGAAUUAGCUGGAUUAUAUUUAAAAAAAGCAGCUGACAAAGGUGAUAAUAUAUCUCAAAUGUUAUUAGGACAUUAUUAUUCAGGUUCAGAUAUAGGUAUCAAAUUGAAUGAUUAUAAGGAUGAUGAUAAAGUAGAGAAUUUAAGAAAAUCUUAUAAAUAUUAUAAAAUGUCUGCACAAAAUGGAAAUAUUAUAUCUUUAUAUAAUAAGAGUAUAUUAAUAUUAAAAGGUGUUAAUCCUAAAUAUAAAACAUUUAAUGAAAAAUGUGAGAAAACUUUAAAACAUUUUCAUUUCAUAGGAUUAUUUAAUGAAAGAUUAUAUGUGCUAACUAAAUUAUUAAGAAGAAAUUAUCAAUUUAAAGAUUAUACAGGUUCUUUAUUGUUAUCUAUUAUGUUGUCAGAAUUAGGUGAUCAUGCAAAUAAUGUAAAUGCUUCUAUGCUAUGGACAUUGAAAAGAAAAACUAUGCAAGAAUUUACAGAAAAGUAUAAUAUUGUUGAGAGUAUAAAAACAUCAUUGAUAAAGGAAUUAAACAAAAAAGAGGAGCAAGAAAAAAAAUAUAUAAACAUAAAAAAUAAUAAUAAUAAUAAUAUUAAUAAUAAUAAUAAUAAUAAUAAUAAUAGUAAUAAUAAUAAUAAUAAUAUUGAAGGACCCAUUUCUUAUUCUCAUCAAAAAAAUACAAAUGAACACAUUAAAAGAAUAUAUAAGAAAAAUAAAAAUGCUAGGUAUUCCUUUUCCAAGGUACAUAAUAUGUAUUCUAUGUCUUUACUGACAAACUGUAGCAUGCUUUCAGAAUUUAUGGAGAAGCGUCCUUUAUUUUUGAGAAUAAUAUAUUGUUAUAAUUUUAAGAAAGAGUUAUAUAUGUAUUAUAAUAGAUCGUCUUGGUUUACUUAUAAAAUGAUGAAGAUGCAAGGUGAAGAGGAUUUAUUGGAUACAUCUGAAGGAUGGAAUAGUGUGAAUACAAAAGAUUUUAAUGAGAAUAAACAAAGUUAUAAUAGGAAUAGAAAGGAUUAUAUGGAUACUAAUUCUGUAUUAAAUAAACAUGAUAAUAAUUAUAAUUAUUCUUAUUAUAAGGAAAAGGAUGAAAGAAAGAAUAGUAACAAAAAUGAAAAUUUUAAUACAUCAAAGAAUAAAAAAGAAGAAAAAAAAGAUAAUAAAAUAACAUAUCAUGAUACAUAUGCCUUAUGUAAAAAAUAUAGUCAAAUUGAAUUAUAUGAAAAAUAUGAUAAGAUAAUUUUAAAUACAUUAAAAAAAGACGAUCAAGUAGAAGAAAAAAUAAACAAGUUAGAACAUAUGAAAAGUGUUAUAUUAGAACACUUAAGGAUUAGUGAGUUCUUACAUUGUUAUUAUAAACCUAUAUCAUAUUAUCAAAUAAAAUUAGAAGAAGAAAAGGAAAAAAGAGCAAAAAUAGAAGAACAUAUAUAUGAUGAAGAAAGAUAUUAUAAGAGUGAUAAAUCUCAUUAUAAUAAUUUUUAUUCAAAUAAAUGGAAAACUAUGAAAGAUUAUAAUAUAAAAGAUUUAUAUGAAUCUGAAUUUUAUAGAUACUCUGUUUUUUUAGAAAAUGUAGAUAUGAAAGAAAUAUUUAAUUAUAAAAAGAAAUAUUCUUCAAAUAUAUUUGAUGAAAUUCAAAGCUUUUCUAAAAAUUGUGAAGUUUGUAAGCAAUAUUAUGAUAUAUAUUCAGCAUAUUAUGGACAUAAAAAAUCAGGAAUUAAUUUGGUUAAGAAAUAUAGAGAAGGUGAUGAAUUUACAAUAAAAAGUAAAAGAAAAGAAUUACAAUUCUUGAUAAGGAAUUCAGAUGAAGAUAAUCAUCAAUCACUAUAUUAUAAGGCUCUUUUUUUAGAACAUAAUAAUUUAGAUAAUUUAAAAAAUAUUUUACAAAUAUAUUUCAAACUAGCUACAGAUGAUCAUAAUACAUGUAAUGUUAUUGGUUUUUUAGGUAUUAUGAAAAUAUUUUUUAAAAAGUUAUUUUUCGAUUUUAAUAUAUUUAAUAAAAAUAAUAAAAAGAGUAUAUUAGCUUUUCCUUUAAAACAAAAAACAUUUUAUGAUGAUAAUUUAUGUUCUUUACAAAAAAAUAUUUUAUUGAAGUCUGAAUUUGAUAACAAAUGUUUUAACUUUGAUUAUUUAUUGAAAAAUAAUUAUAUUUAUUCUCAAAUUAGGUAUUCUGACUUUUUUAAGGUUUUAUAUAAUUUGAUACUCUCUUUUUUUAAAAUUAUAUGA